Molecule: messenger RNA, 948 nt
Organism: Pseudopipra pipra
Lineage: Eukaryota; Metazoa; Chordata; Aves; Passeriformes; Pipridae
Gene: JAGN1
Product: jagunal homolog 1
Exons: 3
Coding region: 142-693 (183 amino acids)
Biological process (GO): vesicle-mediated transport; endoplasmic reticulum organization; granulocyte colony-stimulating factor signaling pathway
Cellular component (GO): endoplasmic reticulum membrane
Source: RefSeq, a predicted model, not a curated record
CGGCGGCGGCUCUCCCGCUGCCCGCCAUGGCGGCCCCACUGCGCCUGCGCCGAGCGGCCGCCCCGGCAUCCGGAGAGCCCGCGGCCGCGGCCAUAGAGCGGCGGAAGCGCGGGCAGAGCGUCCCGCCCGCAGGACAGCACCAUGGCCUCCCGCGGGGGUCCCCGCGCCCCCGGCACCGACGGCAGCGACUUCCAGCACCGGGAGCGCGUGGCCUCGCACUACCAGAUGAGCGUGACCCUCAAGUCGGAGAUCAAGAAGCUGAUCUACACGCACGUGGUCAUCUGGCUGCUGCUGCUGGCCCAGAUGUGCGUGGGGCACCUCAAACUGCUGCCCCACGACCAGGUAGCCAUGCCCUACCAGUGGGAGUACCCCUACCUGCUCAGCAUCCUGCCCUCUCUCCUGGGCCUGCUCUCCUUCCCCCGCAACAACAUCAGCUACCUGGUGCUCUCCAUGAUCAGCACCGGCCUCUUCUCCGUGGCUCCCCUCAUCUACGGGGCCAUGGAGAUGUUCCCCAUGGCGCAGCAGCUCUACCGCCAUGGCAAAGCUUACCGCUUCAUCUUCGGCUUCUCGGCCGUCUCCGUCAUGUACCUGGUGGUGGUGGUGGCCGCACAGGUCCAUGGCUGGCAGCUCUACUAUAGCAAGAAGCUACUGGACUCCUGGUUCACUAGCACGCAGGAAAAGAAGAAGAAAUGAGUGGGAAUGGGUGGGCUCCGUGAGGUGCUGAAGCUCUGCAGCUCAGUCCUGUGGGGCGGCGCUGGCGCGGCUCCGGUGGGUGGGGGGCCCCCGGGGACUAAGCUGUGGGUGUCUGAGCCACGCCACGGCCCCGGGCUCGCACGUAACGGGGAGGGGGGGAAUCCCCGAGGGCUGGGGCCGUGGAGGAUUCCCUGGGGUACGUUCCCCUUCGUCUGCGUGUUACUCUAUGAAAAUAAAGCACCGUCCGCGCUCCCA